UGAUUCAUUAGUUGUACCAAGACCAAAGGGUCCAUGUUUUGCUAAAACACCUGUCCAGAUACUACCAGAUACUGUAAUUGAUCAAAUAGUAACUUGGAGAGCAGAAAAAUAUCAAGAUGUAUUAAAUAAAAAUGGAAAGGUUACAAAUCAAUAUAAAGAAGUCUUUAUAUUAAGAGAAUUGGAAGAAAUAGACAAAUAUGAUAUUCUCCAGUUCAUAAAUUAA
Messenger RNA from Racocetra persica, 223 nucleotides. NCBI's taxonomy places the organism in Eukaryota, Fungi, Glomeromycota, Glomeromycetes, Diversisporales, Gigasporaceae. The record is from the annotation of a GenBank genome assembly.